GAAAAAAAUUUUACUUCAAAUGCUUAACAUGAUGCUUCUGAUUCAGUUGGUGGGACCUUUAUUUCACAUUUGAAUUCAGCUGCUCCCGAUGUCCCUUUCCUGAAAAUCUCAAUACUAAAAGCUCGAGAAACCCUGUAGUUGGCGAAGUUUGUCCUUUACCAUCAGCUUUUGGGGUGGGGGUCAGAAGAAACACGGGUGAAAAUGCAGCGCAGAACGAGGCUGAAGCUCCGCCCCUCGACAAUAAGUCCAUAUUCCAGCGGCCGACAUGGUCCUCCGAGGGAGCCGCUGAGCCGCCGAGGCUGGCCGGUCCCAGGGGCAGGACGUUCUAGCACGAGCCUACUCGAUGGUAGGGAAUGGAGCGACUUGGUCUCCGGGCGCUGCCAUGUUGGAGGCUCCGGGCCCGAGUCAUGGCUGCGAGCUCCGCCACCCCAGCAGCGGUGUUAAAGCCAGCUGCGUCCAGCAGAUGCUGGAAGUGCAGCCAGGACUGUAUCUGGGUGGAGCCGCGGCCGUCGCGGAACCAAACCACUUGAGGGAAGCGGGCAUCACGGCCGUGCUAACGGUGGACUCGGAGGAGCCCAGCUUCAAGGCGGGGCCUGGGGCCGAGGGUCUAUGGCGCCUCUUCGUGCCAGCGCUGGACAAACCCGAGACUGACCUGCUCAGCCAUCUGGACCGGUGCGUGGCCUUCAUCGGCCAGGCCCGCGCCGAGGGCCGUGGGGUGUUGGUGCACUGUCAUGCAGGAGUCAGUCGAAGUGUGGCCAUAAUAACUGCUUUUCUCAUGAAGACUGACAAACUUCCCUUUGAAAAAGCCUAUGAAAAGCUCCAGAUUCUGAAACCAGAGGCUAAGAUGAAUGAGGGGUUCGAAUGGCAACUGAAAUUAUACCAGGCAAUGGGAUAUGAAGUGGAUACCUCUAGUGCAAUUUAUAAGCAAUAUCGUUUACAAAAGGUUACAGAGAAGUAUCCAGAAUUGCAGAAUUUACCUCAAGAACUCUUUGCUGUUGACCCAACCACCGUUUUACAAGGAUUGAAAGAUGAGGUUCUCUACAAGUGUAGAAAGUGCAGGCGAUCAUUAUUUCGAAGUUCUAGUAUUCUGGAUCACCAUGAAGGAAGUGGACCUAUAGCCUUUGCCCACAAGAGAAUGACACCAUCUUUCAAGCUUACCACAGGGAGGCAAGCUCAAUGUACAUCUUAUUUCAUUGAACCUGUACAGUGGAUGGAAUCUGCUUUGUUGGGAGUGAUGGAUGGACAGCUUCUUUGCCCAAAAUGCGGUGCCAAGUUGGGUUCCUUCAACUGGUAUGGUGAACAGUGCUCGUGUGGUAGGUGGAUAACACCUGCUUUUCAAAUACAUAAGAAUAGAGUGGAUGAAAUGAAAAUAUUGCCUGUUUUGGGAUCACAAACAAGAAAAAUAUGAACAUGGUAUUUUAUCGCUUCGGAAGAAACUUGCAGAUGAUAUGUGCUGCCUUUACUUCUUACCAUUCAUGGCAGAUUGUUUAGGCUAUCAACAUUUCAUUUGAAAUGUGAGAAGAUAAAAUCACUUGAUGUAACCUGGAAACUAUGCUUUGUUAGCUUAUUAUAUAAGUAGAAUAGUUUACGUGGCAAUCAAAACCUUUUAGUCAUAUACAUUUUAUUUGAUAUUAAAAUCUUUUAUAACCAGA
Messenger RNA from Sapajus apella (tufted capuchin), 1652 nucleotides. It is a transcript of the gene DUSP12, whose product is annotated as dual specificity phosphatase 12. NCBI's taxonomy places the organism in Eukaryota, Metazoa, Chordata, Mammalia, Primates, Cebidae. Bases 344 to 1408 code for a protein of 354 amino acids. The transcript is spliced from 6 exons. The record is from RefSeq and is a predicted model, not a curated record. Gene Ontology annotation, molecular function: protein tyrosine/serine/threonine phosphatase activity. Gene Ontology annotation, biological process: protein dephosphorylation. Gene Ontology annotation, cellular component: nucleus.